This is a messenger RNA of Austrofundulus limnaeus, 1442 nucleotides long. RefSeq names its product cytokine-like protein 1. Gene Ontology annotation, biological process: positive regulation of transcription by RNA polymerase II. The transcript has 4 exons. The coding region runs from base 155 to 655 and encodes 166 amino acids. NCBI's taxonomy places the organism in Eukaryota, Metazoa, Chordata, Actinopteri, Cyprinodontiformes, Rivulidae. The record is from RefSeq and is a predicted model, not a curated record.
GAGUCAUUUGCUCUUCAGUAGACCCCGAAUGUUUUUCUCCCCCUCUGAGCUUUGAAGCUGCUCUCCUACGUCAGCCUCUUUAUUAUUUUUUCCUCCCCCUUCCAGUCCAACCUUAAAUAUGCGACCAGAGGUUUCUCCAUGGUCUACUUGUUGAAUGACUGCAGAAGCAGCUGGACCCUCAGCAGCAGUYAACGGCGUCGACAUGAGGCCGGGCCCCUCAGCUCUGAUCUGCUGCCUCUUCCUCAGCCUCCUGCAGCUGCAGCAGACCCACUCUGCUCCUCUCACCUGCUACUCCAGAGCUCUCGGCCUGAGCGAGGAAAUCAUGGCUCUGCUGGAGAAAAUCCACAACGACCGCCGAACUAAAACYUGUGCUGCUGACCUGCCCAAGAUCUUUCUUGAUGUUCAUAACCAGUGCAUCACCUCCAAGCUCCGUGACUUUCUGUACGUGCUGCUGAACCAUCCCAGCCAGUCGUGCAGAAAUAAACCCAGGCUGGUGAUUCUGAAGCGGAAGGUUCAAAACCUGCACACCAUCAUCACCAGGAUUUGUUUUCGAGAUUUGGUGUUCAUGAGCGACGACUGCGAGGCUAUAGAUACUGGACUCAUCAGCCCUCACUACGCAGAAGACAGACUACAAAUACUGCAAGAGGAGAGCUGAGCGACACGCUCACACAUUCAUAACAGCAUUAUAAAGAACACUUAAUCACCCCUUAAAAGACGCAGCAUAAGUCCAUCGUAGCUUUGUUUUUCUCUGCAAUGCUGUUUCACACCCUACACGUAUCUGGCUGUGAGUUAGAGACAGGCUAAUGUUAGUGGACAUGUGUGUGGUUACAUUCCAUGAAAGAGAGCAGAACUUUCCACAGGAAAUUUGCUGGAUGCCAACCGUGCCGCUGAAAACCUUGAAAUAAUAAACCAAUAAGAGAUGCUUGUGAGCGAGGCCUAACCGCUGCAUGCUUAGCAGGGCCGAUCAAAGGUCGACGUGUCGUUGGGAGAAAUAUGCUGCAAUGCCACGACCUUUGGACAGACUAACCGCUGCUCAGCAUCUUGGAAACAAACGAUGUGCUGAACAUGACCUGAGCGUUCUCACAGUAAUGUAACAUCUGAGGGUAUCUGUGUGAAGUGUUAGACCAGGAGAAUUAUGAAAUUAAUAUUCUUGUUUUUAUUUUAUACAGUCACAAUGUCUUAUAAUAAACUGUUACUUUUUAUAUGAAUGAUGCUUUCAGUGAGUCUUUACUCAGCAUCUGACAAUUACUAACAGCUUUACAAGUUUCUUUUGAUACUAAAGCAGUUUUGUAUUUUUAGUAAAACACUGAGAAGGUAAUAAAAUACUCRAUAAACUAGAUAGAAGGCCAUGCCUUAAAAUGUGAUGGAUUUAUUGUAAAUGAAAUGUAGUUACUUUACCAUUAUGGCACUUGCAGUAAAAUAAACAAAUGUGAAAAUGUCUA